ACAUCCGGUUUAUGGUUACCACGGGAGACGGAGGGAAGCUACAGUUUGGAACGGCAAAUUAGAACUGUCCGUCUCCAAAAACCUUUAGUAUUAUUGGUUAUUCUCUGUAUUCUUCUUAGUGUUACAGUUGUGUUAGUCUGCAUUUAGUGUUUGCCAUCGGGGUCACGUGUUGUCCGUGUUCGCGUUUGGCUCUUCGCUAAUCAGCAGAAGCUAAUGUUAGCUAACAUUUAGAACGCUAGGCUAAAAACUUAGCUUAUUAAUGUUCAGUGGAGGAUAAAGCGGUAGAUAAUGGAUGGAUAGUGUUUGUUAAUAUGACAGCGCGGUAAGAAAUAUCACUGAAGUGAUAAGAAGACGUUUGUAAAGUUACCAACACCAUCAUGUUUAUUUACCUCAGCAAGAAGAUUGCUAUCCCCAACAAUAUUCAUCUAAAAUGUGUCUCAUGGAACAAAGAUCAAGGCUUCAUUGCCUGUGGAGGGGACGACGGUCUUCUAAGAGUACUAAAGCUUGAAUCUCAGACAGAUGAUUCCAAACUGAAAGGUCUUGCUGCACCCAGUAAUCUAUCAAUGAAUCAGACUCUAGAGGGACACAGUGGUGCAGUACAGGUGGUAACAUGGAACGAACAGUAUGAAAAGCUGACGACCAGUGACCAGAAUGGACUUAUCAUUGUAUGGAUGCUCUACAAAGGUGCAUGGUACGAGGAGAUGAUCAACAACAGGAACAAGUCUGUGGUGAGGAGCAUGAGCUGGAACGCAGAUGGUCAAAAGAUCUGCAUUGUGUAUGAAGAUGGAGCCGUCAUUGUUGGAUCUGUAGAUGGUAAUCGGAUUUGGGGAAAGGAGCUUAAGGGAAAUCAGCUUGCACAUGUGGCAUGGUCACCGGACAGCAAGAUCCUCCUCUUUGGCAUGGCUAAUGGGGAAGUGCAAAUCUAUGACAAUCAAGGGAACUUCAUAAUGAAAAUGACCAUAAGCUGCCUCAGUAAUGCACUUGGAGCUGUCAGUAUAGCAGGUAUUCACUGGUAUGCAGGCACUGGGGGUUACGUUGAGCCGGACUGUCCAUGUCUCGCUAUCUGCUUUGACAAUGGAAGGUGUCAGAUCAUGCGCUAUGAAAAUGAUGAAAACCCAGUUUGUCUUGACACUCUGAUGAAUGUGGUCAGUAUCCAGUGGAAUCACUGUGGCAGUGUUCUGGCAGUGGCUGGUUCUCUUAGAGCCGCAAAUACAGAGAAAGAAUUCAAUGUUGUGCAGUUCUACACACCAUUUGGAGAGCAUCUGAGAACUCUCAAAGUUCCUGGGAAGCAGAUGACAGGAGUCGCUUGGGAGGGAGGAGGGCUACGCAUCGGCUUAGCUGUGGACUCCUACAUCUACUUUGCAAAUAUAAGACCAGAUUACAAGUGGGGCUACUGUUGCAGCACAGUAGUGUAUGCCUACACAAAGCCAGAGCGUCAGGAGUAUUGUGUGGUUUUCUGGGACACCAAAAACAACGAGAAGUUUGUCAAAUAUGUCAAGAGCUUGAUGUCCAUCACAACCUCAGGGGACUUCUGCAUCCUGGCCAGCAAGGCAGAUGACACCCAGCCUCAGGAUGAUGCUGAGUUAGAGUCUGGGAAUCAUGCAAGGUAUGUCCUGAUUCUUUGCAACUCCAUUGGGACACCACUGGACUCAAAAUACAUUGACAUUGAUCCAUUGUUUGUCACCAUGACCAAGACACACGUCAUUGCUGCAUCCAAAGAGGCUUUUUAUCUGUGGCAGUACAGAGUGGCAAAGAAACUCACUGCCCUGGAGAUCAACCAAGUGACCCGAACAAAGAAGGAGGGAAGAGAGAGGGUCUAUCACAUUGACAUCAGUACAUCUGGAGUCAGUGACAGUGGUCCAGACUUUGCAAAAGCUUUCACAGCAACUCGAGAUCCCAUCUGUUGUAUUACAGCAACAGACAAGACCUUAAUUGUGGGCCGUGAGUCUGGCGUCAUCCACAGAUACAGUCUCCCAAAAGUUGACCUUGUGCAGAAAUACACUUUGAACAACAGAGCCCACUAUCUGUCCAUGAACUGCAAUUCCAGCCGUCUAGCAAUAAUCGACAUCGCAGGCGUGCUGACUCUGUUGGACCUGGAAGUUCGUUCCUCUGCAGCCGACAGCAGUGGGAACCAGGUGUCUGCAGGAGAUCCCUCUAAGUUUGAGCGCAAGGAUGUCUGGGACAUGAAAUGGGCCAAUGACAAUCCUGAUCUGUUUGCCAUGAUGGAGAAAACUAGGAUGUAUGUCUUCAGGAACCUAGACCCAGAGGAGCCCAUCCAAACAUCUGGAUACAUUUGCAACUUUGAAGACCUGGAAAUCAAAUCUGUCUUGCUUGAUGAAAUCAUGAAGGACCCUGAGAGACCUAACAAAGACAACCUCAUCAACUUUGAAAUCCGCUCCUUGAGAGACAGUCGCGCCCUGAUUGAAAAGGUUGGGAUUGAAGAAGCCUCUCAGUUUAUUGAAGACAAUCCUCACCCAAGACUCUGGCGUCUUUUGGCUGAAGCAGCUCUGCAGAAGCUUGAUUUGAAGACAGCGGAGCAGGCGUUCGUCCGCUGUAAAGACUACCAGGGCAUUGAGUUUGUCAAGCGCCUGGGCAACCUGCAGAGCGAGCCCAUGAAGCAGGCAGAGGUGGCAGCUUACUUCAGCAGAUUUGAGGAAGCCGAGCGGAUGUACCUGGAUAUGGAUCGCAGGGACCUUGCCAUCAGCCUCAGGAUCAAGCUGGGAGACUGGUUCAGGGUUCUUCAGCUUCUUAAGACCGGGUCUGGGGACAGUGAUGAUGCGCUGUUGGAACAGGCGUAUAAUGCAAUAGGAGACUACUUUGCUGACAGACAGAAGUGGGUCAAUGCGGUGCAGUACUACCUUCAGGGCCGUAAUCAAGAGAGGCUGGCAGAAUGCUACUACAUGUUAGAAGACUACGAUGGCCUGGAGAGGUUGACCACUGUGCUGCCAGAGAAUCACAAACUUCUACCAGAGAUUGGACAAAUGUUUGCCACUGUGGGUAUGUGUGAACAAGCUGUGAACGCUUACCUUAAGUGCAGCCAGCCCAAGGCUGCCGUUGACGCAUGUGUCCAUCUGAACCAGUGGAACAAAGCUGUGGAACUGGCCAGGACACACAACAUGAAGGAGAUAAAGUCUCUUCUGUCUAAAUAUGCCUCCCAUCUCCUGGAGAAGAACAAAACAUUAGACGCAGUGGAGCUGUACCGCAAAGCCCACCAUUUUCUGGAGGCAGCCAAACUCAUGUUCAAGAUAGCACAUGAGGAGUCGAAGAAAAGGACCAGACCUCUGCGCGUGAAGAAGCUCUAUGUGCUGGCAGCACGUCUGGUAGAAGAUUACCAUGAGCAGGUGAAGACGUCACAGCAGAGCAAAACCAAAGGGAAGAAGUCUGAGGCAAAAUUUGCACUUGCUGGGCUGCUUGAGGAGGAUGCUACCUCCUCAGACAAUCGCAUUGUGGACAACGCAUGGCGUGGAGCUGAAGCUUAUCACUUCUUUCUGCUUGCACAAAGGCAACUCUAUGGCGGCUACAUGGAGAAUGCCAUGCGCACAGCCAUGCACCUGCGUGAGUAUGAGGACAUCAUCCCAGCAGUGGAGAUCUACUCUCUGCUCGCCAUUUGCUCCGCAGCGAACCGAGCAUUCGGCACAUGCUCACAGGCUUUUAUCAAACUGGAAUCUCUGGACAGACUAGAGCCUGAGCAGCGGCAGGCGUACGAGGAUCUGGCCCUGGAGAUCUUCACCAAGCACAGCCCAAAGGACAGUCGCAUAGUGGAGAGGGAAGGAUCCUCAGAGGGGCCUGAAGGAAAGUUACCCACGUGCAUCGUGACAGGUCUGCUGAUCCAGGAGUACCAGUUCUGGAUGUGCAGUGUGUGUAAACACUGCGCCCUAGAGCAGGAGAUAAGCAAAUACAACUGCUGCCCACUGUGCCACAGUCCAAUAGUGUGAAGCACAAUGCCUUGUUUUGUUUUGUUGUUCCAUCAAAUGACUUCAUUCCAGACAAGAAAAAACACAUUUCAAAGAUUUUUUAUGUUCUUUUCCUCACAUUUGUUUGUGAUUUUGAUGGAACAUAUGAACAAAAACAUUAUUUGUUGUAAUUAUUUCUUGAAUAGGCAGCCAUGAAACAAGCACCUAGGCAGUCAGAAGAAUAGACUAUGUCAUACACAAAGCUUUAGCUUGUAUUAUAUUCCAUGUUUUUUAUGACACAAGUUAGAUGCUAUGUAGUGAUGAGUUUUCAUGUUGCAAUUAAAUUAAUACUUUUUUUUAAACAAACAUGUACUCAAUUGUUAUACAUAUUUGCUCAAAGUGUCCCGUUAAGGUACAUUACAACAGGAAUUAAUCAUAAAUGAAGUAUGGAAAAUAGAAUGACAACAUUUUCAUUGAAUGACGGCACUAAAAUGAACAAAAUCAUGAUUUUUAAAUAUUUUAUUUAAUUACUUCCACCAUUAAAGUCUACACUCUAGACCAUAAUAUUUUCAUAAAAUACAAGUAUAAAUGUACUGUACAUGUUUUGUUAGCUAUUUUUAUAACAAAAAGUCCUUGACUGAAUAAACAUGUAUGUCUAAAACUGUGUUUUAAUAGUUGUCUUCUUUUACCAGCUCAUCAAGUCCAUUUUCAAAACCUGGAACUGGAGUGAGAGUGUCCAGAGAUUUGCCUUUAUAUGUAUAUAUAUAUAAUAUAUAUAACUUACAUGUGGAGACAGCCCCCAAGUGUAGUGUGUUUACAGACUCUUAUCUGCUCAUCUGUCUCUGAUACAGUCUUCUGCUAUCUGAUGUCAGUAAAUGCAGCAGUGAGAAGACAACAGAACAUGCUGUACAGCUGAAUAAUAAAUGCUCUUCCCUCA
Messenger RNA from Solea senegalensis (Senegalese sole), 4830 nucleotides. It is a transcript of the gene wdr35, whose product is annotated as WD repeat domain 35. Lineage: Eukaryota; Metazoa; Chordata; Actinopteri; Pleuronectiformes; Soleidae. The record is from RefSeq and is a predicted model, not a curated record. The transcript has 28 exons. Gene Ontology annotation, cellular component: intraciliary transport particle A; non-motile cilium. Gene Ontology annotation, molecular function: protein binding. The coding region runs from base 378 to 3935 and encodes 1185 amino acids. Gene Ontology annotation, biological process: protein localization to cilium; intraciliary retrograde transport; non-motile cilium assembly.